Selaginella moellendorffii is the source of this 1983-nucleotide messenger RNA. RefSeq names its product protein ZINC INDUCED FACILITATOR-LIKE 1. Gene Ontology annotation, biological process: transmembrane transport. The record is from RefSeq and is a predicted model, not a curated record. Gene Ontology annotation, molecular function: transmembrane transporter activity. Lineage: Eukaryota; Viridiplantae; Streptophyta; Lycopodiopsida; Selaginellales; Selaginellaceae. The transcript has 16 exons. The coding region runs from base 377 to 1792 and encodes 471 amino acids.
GGUACAAAAGGAAUUGAUGAGAGGGCUGGCCUACAGCACCUUUCAGUGCUUCAUGAAAUCUGACGCUGCUCCAACUUUGUUCACCACCACCACCACCACAAGAUCACUGCUAGCGCAUUUCCCGGGUCUCGUCUCGCUUCAUACAAACACCCAACAUCAGAGGCUCCAACAUUCUCCGAAGAAAACAAAGGAGGAUAAAAGAAAGGAGAGAGAGAGAAGCGACAAAGAGGGGAGAGCUCUCAAGCGCGCCUCGAGAGAGUCCCAAGAGAUCAUCUGACUUGACUUUCCAAAAGCGUGAAGCAAGGAAAGCAUAGAAAAAAGAAGUAGAAGAUAGCGAAAAAAGAGAAGAGUUUGUGAGCAAAGAUUGUUCAGAGCGAUGACUACUCCCAGUGAAGAUCUCAUCAAGGAGCCUUUGCUGCUCAAAUCGAGCCGAGAAUGCCCUGGUUGCAAAUGCAUGCCGCACGAGGAGGACGGGCCGCCGAUCAAGUAUCUGGUUCUCAUCGGAUUCAUCAUGCUUUGCAAUGCUUUGCCAAUCACCAUCUUGUUCCCUUAUCUCUAUCUGCUGGUCCGGGACUUUAAUGUCGCAGACUCGGAGAGCGACAUCGGCUACUACGCAGGAUUCAUUGGCUCAUCCUUCAUGAUUGGGAGAUUUUUCACCGGCUUGCUGUGGGGAGUGGCAGCGGAUCGAUAUGGUCGCAAGCCCGUCAUGUUCUGCGGAAUCAUCUCAGUGAUCAUCUUCAACACGCUCUUCGGCUUUAGCACCUCGCUCUGGAUGGCGGUGGUCACCAGGUUCUGCCUGGGAAGCCUGAAUGGCUUGUUUGGAACAAUUCAAACCUUCGCAACCGAAAUUUGCAACAAAAAGUAUCGGAGCUUGGGACUGGCUGUGGUUAGCACUGCUUGGGGAUUCGGACUCGUCCUUGGACCGGCAAUCGGCGGCUUCUUAGCCGAGCCAGCUCUCAAGUAUCCGGAAUUGUUCCAAGGCUCUUUAUUCGACCGGUACCCGUACCUUCUUCCGCCACUGUGUGUUACAGUGUUUGCGCUGCUUGUGCUCGUCGCUUGUCACUUUCUACCAGAGACUUUGCACAUCCAUGCCAAGGAAGUUGCCAAUACCCCUGAGAUCGAGAGCGGGGUAAUCAGCGAUGACUGCGAGAAGCGAUCCAUUUUCCAGAACAAGGCGCUCAUCGUCUCCAUCGCUCUGUUUUGCUUUGCUUCACUUCACGACAUUGCUUUCUUAGAGGUUUUCUCUCUUUGGGCUUUGAGCUCCAAGAGUACGGGAGGACUGUCUUUCACGAGCUCCGAUGCCGGAAGAGUUCUCACAGUCGCUGCUUUUAUCAUGCUGAUCUGUCAGCUAAGCUUCUUCCCUGUGGUCACCCGGCGCCUCGGACCAGCAAUGGUCACUCGGAUAGCAUCCGGACUUACACUGCCACUUCUCGUCAUCUAUCCGUUUAUGUACGAGCUCACUGGAGUCUGGCUCUGGUUCGUGAUCUUGACAGUGUCAACUCUUAAGUACAUUUUCAUGGAAGCAACAACGACAGGCCUGGCCAUCCUCGUCAACGUCUCGGUGAGGCAAGAGGAGCGUGGAACAGCGAAUGGAUUUUCGCUCAGCCUCUUGUCGCUUUUCAAAGCCAUUGGGCCGACAGCUGGAGGCACAGUGUUUGCUUGGUCGAGAAACAGGCUGCACGCUCACUUUCUUCCAGGAAACGAGUUCGUCUUCUUCUUUCUCGGAGUUUGGAUGCUUAUAGUCUGCGUUGGAACGCUGCAUCGAUCGCUCCCACGCUCUGCAUUGAUCUGAUCUUACAUCACGCUGACGAGCAAAUUCUACGUUUUGUGUGUGUGUGUGUGUGUGCAAGGAGGCAAAACCUCCAGGAUAGAAGAAAUCUCGGCCAGUUAUGUAGUUACAAUGUGAAGUAUCAAGCGAUAGAUGAGAUGACAAGAAUGUUUAAGUAUCGUACCCGGGAAUUAUAAAAUACGUACUUCCAGGUC